AUGACCUCAGUAGUGGAGAAGUAUCAACUUCAGCAACAACAACUCCGCCAAGAGGUUUCUACUUUGGAGGAGAGGUCAGAUUGUGAGUUCUUUGACCGGGCUAGUUUAGCGCCAGAGAUCAGUUUCGAGGUCCGAUCAUGCCUGAGGGAGAGAAGUUUUGUAGAUAUGGCAGAAAUUUUUGGGAGUUGGGCUGAAGCCAUCCAAGAUGUCACCAAUCAAGAAGACACUGUCUUACACAUUGCUGUGAAAAAUAACCAAAUUGAAGCUUUUGGACUCUUGCUUAAAUGGCUUGAAAUGAGAUCUUUCCAGGACGGUGAUUUCUGGCAGAAAGAAAUUGUUAACUGGAAGAACAAGCAAGGCAACGCUGUGUUGCACAUAGCUGCUACACUAAAUCAAAGUCUGGCAAUAAAACAGCUGAUGAAGACUUGUAUUUGUCUGAACAAUAAGAAUUCAGAUGGGUUAACAGCAAUGGAAGUCCUAGGUGACCAAGCACUAGUGAUCAGCCACAGAGACAAAACAAAAAUCCAACGACUUUCUUGCCGGAAACUUCAUCUUCCGACAGCAAGAAUGAACUUCAGGUCGCCAACAUUAUUUCGUGCAAAUGUUCGAAUACAAAUUUCUCGCAUCACAAAGAUUUCCAACGAACCAUCACGUUUUUCCAACACUAAUCGCUACAGUAACCUACAAGCUGCACUAAGCCCACCUGGCGGUGUUUGGCAAGGAACAGCUGAUACUAAAUCACCCAUUAGAGCCAACGUUCACGUCGACAACACUAGUGAAGCAAGUCCAUCAUCACGCUACGUGGGGACGACGAUUAUGAACACUGCAACAUUUUCAGUGUUCUGGACUGUAAAUUAA
Manihot esculenta (cassava) is the source of this 858-nucleotide messenger RNA. RefSeq lists its product as uncharacterized. The transcript has 5 exons. Lineage: Eukaryota; Viridiplantae; Streptophyta; Magnoliopsida; Malpighiales; Euphorbiaceae. The record is from RefSeq and is a predicted model, not a curated record. Bases 1 to 858 code for a protein of 285 amino acids.